AUGACAGUUGUGAUCAGUGCCCACAUACCACUGGCGUCUGUCGCGGAUCGCGACAAGUGCAUGCAGUAUCUCUCGCUAGUUCGCGACGUCGCGAGUGAGACUCAGGAAAAUGAGCCGGAAUGCCUUGCAUACUGCUGGGCUCGUCCAGCGGACGGUCAUACAGAUGUCCCGGCUGUGGUACAAGGUCUUGAAGUCUACAACACCCCAGAAGCUCUUUCCGUUACGCAUCGCAGCAGCGCGCCGUAUAAAAAUAUGCGACAAGUAGUAGCUAACACUGGGCUUUUGAGCCGCCCCAAAGGAGGCGUGCCUACCUAUGUGCCUGCCGGAACGGGCUUCCUGAGCAAAGAGGGUACGCCUGAGACGGUCUCCUCAGAGAAUUGGUUCAUAGUAGUUGAGUAUACCGCGCGUGGCCAGGAGAACCUCAACCGUUUGUUAGAGAAAGAGGGAUUCCUGAGUCGGGAUAUAGAGUCUGUGGGCGGCGUCUUGACGCUGGUGUGUUUUGUCCCGGAUAGUCAUGAAGAAGAAAUUCCGGUGACAAUCUUCCUUCGAGUGUCUAGCAAAGGCGACGAUCUUGAUGCCGUUAAAGAGAGGCUUCAGCGCUUUGAAGACGAGGCGGCAUCUGACGGUGAAGUCACGCAAAAGAGGUUUUGGGAAGGCCAGGGAUUUGGGUUUUUCCGAAAAAGAUCUUAUAUAGACUGA
This is a messenger RNA of Talaromyces rugulosus, 699 nucleotides long. RefSeq lists its product as uncharacterized. The coding region runs from base 1 to 699 and encodes 232 amino acids. The record is from RefSeq and is a predicted model, not a curated record. The transcript is spliced from 4 exons. Lineage: Eukaryota; Fungi; Ascomycota; Eurotiomycetes; Eurotiales; Trichocomaceae.